GCGGUGGCUUCGGCUCGUUGUUUGAUUGCUCUUCACUCGCUCACACUGAAUUCGAGAUCAUCUCACCGAGUAAGUUUUGUCGACAGUGAGGAGUCGCGUGGCGUCCGCUACACACACGGGCAUUUCGACUUCACAAACACCUUCCCCGGUCAUUUAGGACUAAUAAGGACAAAGGGACGGAGGAGUUUCACCGUGGGAAUGACGGAGCCAUGGACAAACGCUUGGCACUAAUCUCGGCCAAUGACUGACAUUAAACAAGGGAGACACAUCUUACAACUGUCUGGCGUUGAGAGCAGCCCGAGGACUGAGGCGUGGGUCUCGGAAGGAUUCAGCUCUGAAUGCUUGCAUAUCUCAGGGUUUAUUGUGUGCGUGCGUGCGUGCGUGUAGUUUUAAUGUAUCCAAACAAUAGGCAGUUUGGAGAGAGGGGAAGUGGGAGCUUGUAAUACACGCUUCCCUUGCGUAUGCCAGCCAGCCGGUAGGCAUAGGAAAGCUGAAGUCCUGUUUUAUACAACUGGACACUUCUGAACCGUUUUAGUGCUUGAAAUUUUUAGCUCUUUACCGAUCCAUGUUGAUUAAUUAAACCCCUCGUUUUACUUAACAUUCAGGUUUCGGUUUCUCUCCAGGGACUGCAGGCGCUCUAAACAACUGGUCGUUUUUAGCUCCAUAUCAGUAUGGACGAUGGACGAUAAAUGUGCAUUUUUCAGGGGAGAGCAGCUUUAUGUGUGACUUUUUAAUCUAAUGAUUUUGUUUAAACCCUGACAGAAGUUUUCGACUUCCUGCUUUAGUUUCGCUCGACUCGGGAGUGUUAUUGUCAUAAAGAUUAUGGCAGCCGUUGUGAAUUACUCUCCUCCGUGGUGGGUUAACCUUCUCCACAGACUGCCUCACUUUAAUCUGCAGUUUGAACAAACCAGCAGUGAUUUUCGCCCAGAGGACUCCUCAUACCAGCAGUCCAUCCUGCUGCUGGGCAGUGUUGCUCUGGCAUGCUUGGCCUUGGACCUCCUCUUCCUCCUCAUCUACUCCUGCUGGCUGUGCUGCCACCGUAAGAAGAGCGAAGAGCAGCCAAACGCAGACUGCUGCUGCACCGCCUGGUGCGUCAUCAUCGCCACCCUCGUCUGCAGUGCCGGCAUUGCUGUUGGUUUCUACGGCAAUGGUGAGACCUGUGACGGUGUGAAUCGGCUUACCUACUCCCUCCGCCAUGCCAACCGUACCGUGUCAGGAGUGCACAGACUGGUGACAGAAAGUACAUCAGCUCAGAGCCAGACUGUGGACGAGAACCUUCGGCUGCUAAAGGAACAGUAUGCAAAGCACACAGACUACCUGUCCAUCAUACAGAAACUCCAGGAUCAGCGGAACGAGCUGGUUCGUCAGAUGGCUGACAUUCCCUUUUGGAGCAAUCUCAGCAUCUCCCUGGAGGAUCUGGCAACCCAGAUUGAACUGUAUGACUGGUACAGGUGGCUGGGCUACCUGGGUCUGCUGCUGUUUGAUGUGCUCAUUUGCCUGCUGGUGCUCUUCGGCCUCAUCCGCAACUCCAAAGGAACUCUGAUUGGGGUGUGUUUUCUGGGUGUGUUGGCGCUGGUAAUCAGUUGGGGCUCACUGGGUCUGGAACUGACUGUCUCCUCGGGCUUCGGUGACUUCUGUGCGGCACCUGACAUGUACAUAACCAAGGUGUCAGAGCAGUACAUGCUUAUCAAGAAAGAUAUCCUGCAGUAUUACCUCACAUGUAACAUAGGUCAGGUCAACCCCUUCCAACAGAAGCUGUCAGGAAGUCACAAAGCACUGGUGGAAAUGCAGGACGAUGUGUCAGAACUACUGCGCUCUGCAGUCCGUGAUUACCCCAGAACAAAGGGAAACCUUGAGCAAAUUCAGGGGGGCUUGAACACCACUGAAGUUGGACUGCACCAGCUCACUGCUCUUGUAGACUGCCGCAGUUUGCACAUGGAUUAUGUGCAGGCAUUGACCGGAGUGUGUUAUGAUGGACUAGAGGGUCUGAUCUACCUGGUGCUGUUCUCGUUCAUCACAGCUCUCAUGUUCACCUCUGUCGUGUGCAGUGUGCCACACACAUGGCAUGGCAAAAGGUGAGCUCUAAAGAGAAAAACAAAUUCAUAAAUGUUCCAAAUAUAUUAUU
Messenger RNA from Sinocyclocheilus rhinocerous, 2125 nucleotides. RefSeq names its product protein tweety homolog 3-like. Gene Ontology annotation, cellular component: plasma membrane. Gene Ontology annotation, molecular function: volume-sensitive chloride channel activity; intracellularly calcium-gated chloride channel activity. The coding region runs from base 823 to 2079 and encodes 418 amino acids. The transcript is spliced from 11 exons. The record is from RefSeq and is a predicted model, not a curated record. NCBI's taxonomy places the organism in Eukaryota, Metazoa, Chordata, Actinopteri, Cypriniformes, Cyprinidae.